Eimeria acervulina is the source of this 642-nucleotide messenger RNA. RefSeq lists its product as hypothetical. The record is from RefSeq and is a predicted model, not a curated record. The transcript is spliced from 4 exons. Lineage: Eukaryota; Apicomplexa; Conoidasida; Eucoccidiorida; Eimeriidae. The coding region runs from base 1 to 642 and encodes 213 amino acids.
AUGUACACCGCAGAAAAUUCACUGGGAAGAGCGCUGGCAACAGCAAUUACGCACACCUAUAGGGGAUCUCAAGCAGCACACCCACUCAACCCUGCUGCUGCUGCUGCUGCUGCUGCUCCUGCUCCUGCUGCUGCAGUUCAGAUCAGAGGAGUGGAAACAGCAGCAGCACCAGCAGCUGCAGCAGCAGGAGACGAAGCAGGAGCAGUAACAGCAACAACAACAACAACAGCAGCACCAGCAGCAAACAGGAAGCUGUUCAAACGCGAGAUAUCACAGGUUCAGCACAUCUUCCUCCAAGACAACCUGCAGCAGCAACAGCAGCAGCUGCAGCAGCAGCAGCAGCAGCAGCAGCAGGAGAAUGAGAAUGGAGGUGAAGAGACAGCAGCAGGCUUGUAUGCAGCAUCGAGAGAGACAAGAUUAUUAAAGAUACACAGGAGCCCCGCAGCAACAGCAGCAUCAGCAGAAUCAGCAGAAUCAGCAGCAGCACCAGCAGCAGCCCCAGCAGCAGCAGCAGCAGCAAUUCAGCUAGGUACUGCAGAGCGAAACAAUUCACUGGACAGUACGGCGCAGCGCAAUGUCCCAGCGUGUUUUCUUUUCCUGCAGAACUGCAGAUGGCUUAUCGCUGGCGAAUUACCCCAGUGA